Microplitis mediator is the source of this 423-nucleotide messenger RNA. Its product is annotated as alpha-latrocrustotoxin-Lt1a-like. Bases 1 to 423 code for a protein of 140 amino acids. Lineage: Eukaryota; Metazoa; Arthropoda; Insecta; Hymenoptera; Braconidae. The transcript is spliced from 2 exons. The record is from RefSeq and is a predicted model, not a curated record. Gene Ontology annotation, molecular function: protein binding.
AUGUAUAAAGGUGCUGAUGUAAAUGCUGUUCAUUAUGAUGACUCGCCAUUAAAUUUUGCUAUUGAGACCAGGCGAACUGACAUAGCUAAAUAUUUAAUAGAUAAAGGUGCGAAUAUAAAUCGUGUUUGUAAAGAUACAUCACCAUUAUAUCUAGCUAUUCGUGAGAAUGCAACCGAUUUAGCUAAAUGUUUAAUAGAUAGAGAUGCCAACAUAAAUUUCAUUUCGGACUCGGACAAUUUAACGUUACUACAUUUAGCUAUCAAGAGUAGAGAAUAUGAUAUAGCUAAAUAUUUAGCAGUUAAAGGUGCCGAUGUAAAUGCUGUUUGUAAUGAUCAAUCGCCAUUAUAUUCUGCUAUUAUUAACAGUGAAACGGAUUUAGCUAAAUAUUUAAUCGAUAGAGAUGCCAACAACAAUUUAUGCUGA